AUGGGUCAGCAAACAUCCAGAAAGAGUGGUGAAUGCACAUGUGGGUGCGGCGCGUGGGAGAGGCGAAGAUACGCGGAGUCUCCGAGCAGUGUGCACCGAUACGUUAGCGCGGUCACUGACAGAUGGAGUGGGAGAGAGUGCGCGUGCAGAAGACGUAGAUGGCGGCGACCGGCGUGCGUGUGCACCGCGUACAGACGUGUUAGCGAUGCGUGUCAUGAUGACAGAUUGGCCGCGGUACUAACAUUAGGUGCCAGAGAUCUACGAAGGGAGUUGGACGCCAUUGUCAUAAACACUGACAGUGACAAUAACAGAGAAAAUGGAGAGCCCACUGCGGAGGUUUAUGUGCUGUCGGUGGCGCCUAGAAAUGACGGUGAACCUUCCCAAGAGGGGCGAAGAACAGAGUUGGUCCAAGCCAACGAUCCUUCUAUAAGACGUUUUCAGGUGGUAUGUGGCGGUGAACUCCGAGCGCUGCUGUUCAGGGCGCCCCCACUGGCUCAUCAGUCGAUAACGCCGCCCACCACGGUGCACACGCAGGUCGACUAUAAACAUUGCCUAGUGCCGGACCUGCAGGAGAUCACCGCCUGCUCCUUCUACUGGGGCAAGAUGGACAGAUAUGAGGCGGAACGACUGUUGGACAAUAAGCCAGAAGGCACAUUCCUCCUCCGCGACUCGGCCCAAGAGGAGCACCUGUUCUCUGUGUCCUUCCGUAAGUACGGGCGCUCGCUGCACGCGCGCAUAGAGCACUACCAGCAUCGGUUCAGCUUCGAUUCCCACGACCCGGCCGUCUUCGCAGCCCCCACUGUCACCGGACUGAUUGAACACUAUAAGCAGGACCCCGCUUGUGUGAUGUUCUUCGAGCCGAUGCUGACCGCACCUCUCCCUCGCACUGCGCCAUUCACUCUGCAGCAGCUGGCGAGGGCGGUGAUCGUGUCUCAUGUCAACUAUGACGGCGUAGAACAACUACCGCUUCCAGCUCGUCUUCGAGCCUACUUGAAGGAGUAUCAUUAUCGUCAAAGAGUGCGUGUACGUCGCCUAGAGCCAGACGCGUACGAACAGCAAAUA
Molecule: messenger RNA, 1062 nt
Organism: Brenthis ino (lesser marbled fritillary)
Lineage: Eukaryota; Metazoa; Arthropoda; Insecta; Lepidoptera; Nymphalidae
Source: the annotation of a GenBank genome assembly